Messenger RNA from Aspergillus candidus, 670 nucleotides. RefSeq lists its product as uncharacterized. The coding region runs from base 92 to 613 and encodes 173 amino acids. The transcript has a single exon. NCBI's taxonomy places the organism in Eukaryota, Fungi, Ascomycota, Eurotiomycetes, Eurotiales, Aspergillaceae. The record is from RefSeq and is a predicted model, not a curated record.
UGGCUGCCGGAGUAGGUAUGCAUCCAGCACGAACUUGAACCCUCUCUUCUACCCAAACCAAGCAUUCCACCCUCCCCUUUCCACCCAAGCCAUGGUUCCUAUCCAGAUGAUCCACGUCCACUACCAGGAGAGGUACCUCAACCUUCUAGACUCCGACGACCGCACCCCUCUAUACCGCGUGCGGGUGUCUCGCGAGGUACCCCAGAUGCAGAUGGUCCAUCUGGGACCCAACUCCGGUGAACUGGCGCGGCGAAGUAGCGCAUCCUUCAAGUUGACCAGCUUCGAGGUGACCCUAGCCAUCGACGGCACCAAGAUCCGCCUAGAGCGUCACAGUCUCUGGUCGCGAACUUACCGGUUCCAGAGUCGAGAGAGCCAGUCAAUGCUCAUGUGGGAAUCGGAUGGAGCUGUCACGGGAGACUUCCAGCUGGUGGAUUCUGGGAGCCAGGUCCUAUGUCGCUUUCGAAAUAAACUGCUCUCAACAUCCGAGGUGGGGUCGUUCGAGAUCGUCGGCGAGAUGUCGGACGCGCUGAAGGAAGAGAUACUCAUCAGUGGACUGGCCGUGCUCGCCAUGGUGCAAAGUCUGAACCUAGCGACGAUGAUCACCAUCGGAUGAACUGAAGAGCUGGAGGAUUUGUGGAGUGACGAGGGAUCAUCAGGUGGUUUGUCCCCC